This is a messenger RNA of Ricinus communis (castor bean), 1276 nucleotides long. Its product is annotated as cyclase-like protein 2. Bases 230 to 1054 code for a protein of 274 amino acids. Gene Ontology annotation, molecular function: arylformamidase activity. NCBI's taxonomy places the organism in Eukaryota, Viridiplantae, Streptophyta, Magnoliopsida, Malpighiales, Euphorbiaceae. The record is from RefSeq and is a predicted model, not a curated record. The transcript is spliced from 7 exons.
AAUUAAAAUUUAAUUCUUCGAGAUAAGAUUUCUCUACAUUUAUUGUGAAUAAUGCAAUCUGUUUUUAAAAUCAAUCAUUGACUUUUCUUAUCCGUAUGUGAUAAAAUUUCAUUUCGAGCAAAGUGAUUAUCAAAAUUCCGUCUUCUAAUCAAUUGCGUUAUUUAUUGACAGAGUCAAUUUACAUACACAAAAGAAUACGGAACUUCACUGCACUUCACUUCAUUUGGCCAUGUCGAAUACUAUAAUCUCUCUCCUUGUCCUACUCCUCCUCUUUUCCUCCUCCUCCACCGCCACUGCCUCUAGCUCCGCCUACCCGACAAUCCCCGGCGCUGUGGACACCACCUUCACCGCUACCCAACACGGCAAUCUAACCCCAAUUCGCAGAGAGGUGUAUGGAGAUGGCAAAAUCUUAGAUAUAAGUCAUAGAUACACAACAAAUAUGCCAUCUUGGGGUUCUGAUGAAGGAUUGGGUCAGUUUCUCUGGCUUCCUGCUAGUAUGAAAAAUGGGUCACUUGCUAACAAUUCGGAAAUGAAGUUACCUACUCAUACUGGGACUCAUGUUGACGCGCCUGGACAUGUUUUCGAUCAUUAUUUUGAUGCUGGGUUUGAUGUUGAUACUCUUGAUCUUGAAGUGCUCAAUGGGCAUGCGCUAUUAGUUGAUGUUCCAAGGGAUUCCAACAUUACUGCUGAAGUAAUGAAGUCCUUGCAUAUUCCCAAAGGUGUACGCCGUGUGCUUUUUAGAACACUAAAUACUGACAGGCAGCUUAUGUUCAAACGUCAGUUCGAUACAAGCUAUGUGGGAUUCACAAAGGAUGGAGCAAAGUGGUUGGUGGAAAACACUGACAUCAAGAUGGUCGGAAUCGAUUACUUAUCUGUUGCUGCCUACAGUGAUUUGAUUCCAUCUCAUCUUGUCUUUCUAGAAGGCAGGGAAAUCAUUCUCGUGGAAGGCCUAAAACUAGAUAACAUUCAAGCUGGAAUAUACUCUGUCCACUGCUUACCUCUAAGGUUGCUCGGUGCUGAGGGGUCUCCCAUAAGAUGCAUUCUCAUCAAAUGAUUUUUGUCAUUGAAAAGUGAUGUCCCUAGGAGUCUGAGCAGAGUAGGACACUGUAAAUAACUGUAAAUGACCAUAACCUGGGGCUACCGGAGAUGCUUUUUUAAGGCACAUUUUCUUUGUUUUACUUGCAUACUAUGACAUGAUGUGAACUCAUACGAUAAUCAUCUUUGGAUGUGAUAAUUGGUCAGCUUAUUUCUUGAGCAAAAAAGUAUUCUCAUGUAA